GAGUUGGAGAGCGGAGAGCGGAGCUCGAAACUGACUGGAAACUUCAGUGGCGCGGAGACUCGCCAGUUUCAACCCCGGAAACUUUUCUUUGCAGGAGGAGAAGAGAAGGGGUGCAAGCGCCCCCACUUUUGCUCCUUUUUCUCUCCUCCUCCUCCUCUCCAAUUCGCCUCCCCCCACUUGGAGCGGGCAGUUGCGGACUGGCUCCGCGCCUCCCUAAGUGCUCGCCGCGGUAGCCGGCCGUCGCGCCAGCCUCCCCGGGAGCCGCUCGCUCCGCAUCCGGGCAGCCGAGGGGAGAGGAGCCCGCGCCUCGAGUCCCCGAGCCGCCGCGGCUUCUCGCCUUUCCCGGCCACCCGCCCCCUGCCCCGGGCCCGCGUAUGAAUCUCCUGGACCCCUUCAUGAAGAUGACCGACGAGCAGGAGAAGGGCCUGUCCGGCGCCCCCAGCCCCACCAUGUCCGAGGACUCCGCGGGCUCGCCCUGCCCGUCGGGCUCCGGCUCGGACACCGAGAACACGCGGCCCCAGGAGAACACGUUCCCCAAGGGCGAGCCCGACCUGAAGAAGGAGAACGAGGAGGACAAGUUCCCCGUGUGCAUCCGCGAGGCCGUCAGCCAGGUGCUCAAGGGCUACGACUGGACGCUGGUGCCCAUGCCGGUGCGCGUCAACGGCUCCAGCAAGAACAAGCCGCACGUCAAGCGGCCCAUGAACGCCUUCAUGGUGUGGGCGCAGGCGGCGCGCAGGAAGCUCGCGGACCAGUACCCGCACUUGCACAACGCCGAGCUCAGCAAGACCCUGGGCAAGCUCUGGAGACUUCUGAACGAGAGCGAGAAGCGGCCCUUCGUGGAGGAGGCGGAGCGGCUGCGAGUGCAGCACAAGAAGGACCACCCGGAUUACAAGUACCAGCCGCGGCGGAGGAAGUCGGUGAAGAACGGGCAGGCGGAGGCAGAGGAGGCCACGGAGCAGACGCACAUCUCCCCCAACGCCAUCUUCAAGGCGCUGCAGGCAGACUCGCCGCACUCCUCCUCCGGCAUGAGCGAAGUGCACUCCCCCGGCGAGCACUCGGGGCAAUCCCAGGGCCCACCGACCCCACCCACCACCCCCAAAACCGACGUGCAGCCGGGCAAGGCUGACCUGAAGCGAGAGGGGCGCCCCCUGCCAGAGGGAGGCAGACAGCCCCCCAUCGACUUUCGCGACGUGGACAUCGGCGAGCUGAGCAGCGACGUCAUCUCCAACAUCGAGACCUUCGACGUCAACGAGUUUGACCAGUACCUGCCGCCCAACGGCCACCCGGGGGUGCCGGCCACGCAUGGCCAGGUCACCUACACGGGCAGCUACGGCAUCAGCAGCACCGCGGCCACCCCGGCGGGCGCGGGCCACGUGUGGAUGUCCAAGCAGCAGGCGCCGCCUCCACCCCCGCAGCAGCCUCCGCAGGCCCCGCCGGCCCCGCAGGCGCCCCCCCAGCAGCAGGCGGCGCCCCCGCAGCAGCCAGCUGCGCCCCCGCAGCAGCCACAGGCGCACACGCUGACCACACUGAGCAGCGAGCCGGGCCAGUCCCAGAGAACGCACAUCAAGACGGAGCAGCUGAGCCCCAGCCACUACAGCGAGCAGCAGCAGCACUCGCCCCAGCAGAUCGCCUACAGCCCCUUCAACCUUCCGCACUACAGCCCUUCCUACCCGCCCAUCACCCGCUCGCAGUACGACUACACCGACCACCAGAACUCCAGCUCCUACUACAGCCACGCGGCGGGCCAGGGCACCGGCCUCUACUCCACCUUCACCUACAUGAACCCCGCCCAGCGCCCCAUGUACACCCCCAUCGCCGACACCUCUGGGGUCCCUUCCAUCCCGCAGACCCACAGCCCCCAGCACUGGGAACAACCCGUCUACACACAGCUCACCCGACCUUGAGGAGGCCUCCCAUGAAGGGCGAAGAUGGCCGAGAUGAUCCUAAAAAUAACCGAAGAAAGAGAGGACCAACCAGAAUUCCCUUUGGACAUUUGUGGGUUUUGUUUUUUAUUUCGUUUUUUGUUUUCUUCUUCUUCCUUAAAGACAUUUAAGCUAAAGGCAACUCGUACCCAAAUUUCCAAGACAGAAACAUGACCUAUCCAAGCGCAUUACCCACUUGUGGCCAAUCAGUGGCCAGGCCAACCUUGGCUAAAUGGAGCAGCGAAAUCAACGAGAAACUGGACUUUUUAAACCCUCUUCAGAGCAAGCGUGGAGGAUGAUGGAGAAUCGUGUGAUCAGUGUGCUAAAUCUCUCUGCCUGUUUGGACUUUGUAAUUAUUUUUUUAGCAGUAAUUAAAGAAAAAAGUCCUCUGUGAGGAAUAUUCUCUAUUUUAAAUAUUUUUAGUAUGUACUGUGUAUGAUUCAUUACCAUUUUGAGGGGAUUUAUACAUAUUUUUAGAUAAAAUUAAAUGCUCUUAUUUUUCCAACAGCUAAACUUCUCUUAGUUGAACAGUGUGCCCUAGCUUUUCUUGCAACCAGAGUAUUUUUGUACAGAUUUGCUUUCUCUUACAAAAAGAAAAAAAAAAAAAUCCUGUUGUAUUAACAUUUUAAAAAGAAUUGUGUUAUGUGAUCAGUUUUGGGGGUUAACUUUGCUUAAUUCCUCAGGCUUUGCGAUUCAAGGAGGAGCUGCCUUAAAAAAAAAUAAAGGCCUUAUUUUGCAAUUAUGAGAGUAAACAAUAGUUUAGAGAAGCAUUUGGUAAGCUUUAUCGUAUAUAUAUAUUUUUAAACAAGAGAAAAACACCUUGAGCCUUAAAACCAUGCUGCUGGGAAACACUUGCGCUCUCUUUUAGUGCAUUUCCUCCUGCCUUUGCUUGUUCACUGCAGUCUUAAGAAAGAGGUAAAAGGCAAGCAAAGGAGACAAAAUCUGUUCUGGGAAUGUUUCAGCAGCCAAUAAGUGCCCGAGCACACUGCCCCCCAUUGCCUGCCUGGGCCCCAUGUGGAAGGCAGAUGCAUGCUCACUCUGUCACCUGUGCCUCUCUGAACACCAGCAGUUAACCUUCAAGACAUUCCACGUGCUAAAAUUAUUUAUUUUGUAAGGAGAGGUUUUAAUUAAA
Molecule: messenger RNA, 3054 nt
Organism: Rhinopithecus roxellana (golden snub-nosed monkey)
Lineage: Eukaryota; Metazoa; Chordata; Mammalia; Primates; Cercopithecidae
Gene: SOX9
Product: SRY-box transcription factor 9
Exons: 3
Coding region: 375-1904 (509 amino acids)
Biological process (GO): heart development; negative regulation of transcription by RNA polymerase II; positive regulation of chondrocyte differentiation
Cellular component (GO): nucleus
Molecular function (GO): DNA-binding transcription factor activity, RNA polymerase II-specific; RNA polymerase II cis-regulatory region sequence-specific DNA binding
Source: RefSeq, a predicted model, not a curated record